GGUGCUUCAUUCUGCUGAAACUUCUCAACAUGGCGUCGCAGCGCAUCGACGGAGUGAAAACGAUGGAAAACACGAGUCCAGCUUCAUCCCAUUUAUGUUUUAGCAGCGAUAAAUAUUCUUUACUGGUCGUAAUCGGGGAACACACCGCUGCCGGGUCUGUGGAGUAUCUAGUUUCGGAGAUUGAGCGAGGUAUUCGCUCCUGGGAUGUGAACCUUUCCUCCUGUAAUUUGGACGAGCAGCUCAAACUCUUCGUCUCCAGACACUCGGCUUUCUUCUCUGAGGAGCUCAAAGGCCAGAGGACACUGCAGCACAAUGGAGAUGUUCUGGAGACGCAGGUGGUCGUAAACCCAUCCCACAGUUUGGUGUGCUUAGAGGUCCGACGGCUUAUUACCGACGUGUCUCGUCACAAGCUGCUGAUUCUGGCUGGACAGUGUGUGGAAGACUCUGGUGACCUUGUAUUACAAACUGGUUACUUUUCACUUAAUGACUUCAUCCAGAUAUUUGCUCAUGAAGAGAUUGGUGAGAUGUUGAGCUCAGCAGACCCUUCACACAAAGCAAGCCUCACGCUGAGUUGCCCAAUAUCUGGAGCAUGGAAGAGCUCUAUGUUGGAGAAGCACAAUUUGCAAGACUUUAUUGAAAUCAAAAUCAACCCCCCGUCAGUGUUGCCGGAGAUGGAAGGUUUGCAGGAGUUUACAGAGUAUCUUUCUGAGUCUCUCGAACCUCGGUUGGCUUUUGAGCUCCUUGAGCCUCCUAGCACAGUUGGCUUUUUAAAACUGUCCCGUCCUUGCUGCUACGUCUUUCCUGGUGGUAGAGGGGACUCUGCCUUCUUUGCUGUGAAUGGAUUUAAUGUCUUGGUCAACGGUGGGUCAAAUCCACGCUCUUGUUUUUGGAAACUGGUGAGACAUUUGGACAGAGUGGACUCCAUUUUGAUGACACACAUUGGUGCGGAUAACUUGCCAGGUAUGAACAGCUUCCUCUGGAGAAAAACAGCAGAGCAGGAAGAAGAGGAUUCAUCUGGCUCCCAGAGCAAUGAAGAUUGGCAAAGGAACUUAAUAUCUCCAGAAAUCGGGGUUGUGUUCCUUAAUGCUCCUGAAAGACUUAAGACACUUCACGGUGAUCCUAAGGUCUUGCGUGGCUGUGAUCAGGUUUCACUUACACUACAGCAUCUAGAAAAGUUAUCUAUCUCUCCAGAACCCCUCAGUCGUUCUAACAGUCCAAUCAUUGAACCAUUAGUCCUCUUUCAGAAGAUGGGCGUCGGCUGUUUGGAACUGUAUGUUCUUAAUCCAAUCAAAGGUAGUAAAGAACUCGAAACCUUUAUGCAGAAGUGGCCCGGUAGUACCUCUGGUCUGAAGGCUUCAGAGAUUCCUUUAACCUGCCUGAUUUCAAUAUGUGCACUGUUGGUUUGGCAUCCUGCUAGCUCUCAGGAAAAAAUUGUUCGUGCUCUCUUUCCUGGUUGCACACCACAGGCAAAGAUAUUUGAUGGGUUGGAGAGGUUGAAACAUCUAGACUUUCUCAAGCAUCCAGUGGUGAGUUUACAAGAUCUUGAAUCAGCUAAACCUGAUAAGCAACCAAAGCGUACAGAGAGCAAAGAGAGCCUUAAGUCUCUCACCAAAGACUCAAGACCUGGGAGUGCCUUGCUUGUCAAAGACAAGGUAAGUAAAGUUGACAUAAAGAAGCAAGACACUAAAGUGAAAGCCAAAUCUAUAAGUGAAACCAGCCAAAAAGAGGGUAAAGAAGGGGAAGAAAAGACAAAGCAAAAAGAUGACUUGAAACAGAGACUCUCUAAGCCUGAAAAGCAAUUGGUUAAAAAAGAGCCUGUUAAAGAGGAGAAAAAAGAAGUGAGAAAGAAAGAGGAACGACCCUCAACAAGUCUUUCUAAGAAAGAUGACAAUGUUGAGAAAAAGAAGGAACCGAUGAAAAAAGACUUCGGAACGAAACCUAAGAAAGAUUUGAAACUUGACAUAAAGAAGGAGAUUAAGAAGGAAGUUAAACAAGAAGAGAAAAAAACGACAACUAAGCCAGUUGUUAAGGACCCAAAGAAAGCAUCUGGAAGUGCUUCUUCUGAAGCAAGGAAAUCAACAGGCAAAAAUGGGUCAUUAAAGAAAGACUCAACUAUUAUUAAAAAGGACAGUUUAAAUAAAGGAAUAAAGUCUAAACUAGAGAAUAAUGAAGAGCCCAGUCUGAAACUAAAUUCUGAUCACAAGUUGUCCGAGGAAAUUGCUGCAGACUUUGAGAAAUUAACAUUGGAAAAUAGAGUAUUGGAUGAAGAAGGGAAUUGUUUAGAUUCUGCCGCUAAAUGCACUGAGCAAGCUGAGAAAGAUCAACAUCAGUUGAAUGGAGCACAAAGUGGAACAGACUUGUCUAAAACCCCGGAGAGAUUUCGUUGUACAGAGACACUAUCUGUCCCACAUACUACUCUAGGGUCUCCUUCACCAUUAGCAAAGACUCCAAAAAGUGAGAAGAGUGUCAAUUUUGAUCUCACACCAUUGGACCGUGGGUUAAUGGAUGUAGUCCUUGAAACGGUCUCUCCUGAAAACAGUGCAGGACGGGCAUCUUUCUGUCUUUCUCUUGAAAAUGAUCAUCUAGGCAGUGGCCAUGAAGAUAUUCAAGAGGCGGUUAGCUUAAAAAGUCAUGUGACUGCCAGUUCCACAUCUUUAAAGGAUAUACUCCCAGACGCAUCGUCCACAUUCACGUCCCUGCCUGCUGAGGAAGGCUCUCCGCACUCAACUGAAGUUGAUAAUUCUUUAUCAGUAUCGUUUGAGCAAGUCAUCCCCCCUGUUAGUCAUACAGAAGACAGUGAGUACACCAGUGGACACGAAUCAAAAGCACAUAUGUCAAUACCUUUAAGGACAUUGUGUAAUGGUGACCAGAACUUUAAUGGGUCUGAGAAGCAUCUCUCUGGCCCACAGGCUAUUUGCCCUGAUCUUCCACCUCAUGAUGUUGACCUUUGCUUGGUGUCUCCUUGUGAAUUUGAGCAUCACAAAUCUCCAGACAGCCAAACGGGGUUAUCUAGCCCAAAUGCUCACAACUACUCUCCUGAGUCUCAAGAGCUUGCUAAAUCACCUUCACAGUGUAACAACAGUGUUUGUUACUCUUCACAAGGUCAAGAGACAACGCCAACCUCUGUCAGCGACUCCCUUCCUACAGUCUCAGACUCUGAUGUCCCGCCCGCUACAGGAGAGUGUCCUUCAAUUACAGAAGACUUGGAUUCUGAGGAGGAGUUUGCUGACUUUUUUCCACCCCAUCACCCACAUGAUCAUCCCAGCAGUCACUCAUUUCACAUGGACACUGCACAUUCCUCUCCAGAUCCCCCACCAGCACCAAUGAAGGACUUGCCCCCCCUCCCACCUCAGCCUGGUGCCUGCAUGUUAGACCCUGAAGCUGAUUCCCAUGCCAAGCCUUUAAAGAAUGUAGUUCUGAAGGCUAAAAAAACAGCAACUUCUGGCACACAAAAGAUGGCAGCUGCAAAUCCUUCAGCACAAAGUAGCAGGACAAAAGCGGGUUCUCAGGCAACAGCCAGCAGUUCAGGUCGGUCUUCAUCAAGCUUGGAUACAAAGUCAGCAUCACGUAGUAUCAUGGGAAACGCGAGACCAAUGUCAGGAAGUGCAAAACCACAAUCAGGUCCAGUGGGUAACAAGUCAAAUGCUGCAUCAGUUUAUCUAGACUUUGCAUACCUGCCCUCUGGCUUUGCAGCGUCUACAGUUGACGUGGAAUUUUUCCGUCGCUUGCGCUCCUCCUGCUAUAUAAUAAGUGGGGAAGAAUCGUACAAGGACUCGGUCAUGAGACCCAUCCUUGAAUCUCUGUUGGAAGGAAAGGUGGCUUGGCCAGAAACACAGGUCACUCUGAUCCCCACAUUUGAUUCAUUGACGAUGCACGACUGGUACCAAGAGACACAUGAAAGACAAAAAGAGCUAGGGAUAACCAUGUUGGGAAGCAACAGUACUGUGGCCAUGCAGGAUGAAACAUUUCCUGCCUGUAAAGUGGAGUUUUAAAUAGGAAGUGGGGGGAAAAAACCUGCAAGGAAAUCACUCCUAUGUAAAACAUUUAGGCCAAUUCAGAUGUAACAUUGAUAGCAUUUUUUGUUUAAGGCUUAAUGGCAUAUAUGUAACAGCUCAGAUGUGCAUUCAUUAGCAUAUGUUAAAAAAAAAAGCAGAAUCUCCAUUAUUGAAGAUUUACAGAUCAUAUUGUUAGUAUGCUAUAGAUUUUGUUUGAACAAAAGGAAUAAGCAAAAGAUUUUUUUUUUUGUUGUUUUUGGGGGUUGUUUGUUUUCUUGUGAAAUAUUGAUUGUUUUUACAGUCUCAAGCUGUAUAUACUUUAUAGAUCAUGGUAAGAUCAUGUUUCUUAUUUGCCUCAUUACUACAGUCUGUUGUUUAGCAUGGUUGCACAGUUUGGAUUUUCAGCACAAACGGGGAAACACAAAACACCAGUGGACUUUGUGAUUGACAGGAGUAGAGUAGAUGACUAGGUCAUCAUGCUGGUCCCACAGGGUUUUUUUUUUUGGACAUUUGUUAUAAUCCAGUCCAUAUUUUCUUCAUGUUUCCUCUGUAAAGAUGAUAUCACAAUUGCAUGUUUGAACAGUUUGAUGUCAGUUUUUGUUUAAUUUUCACAUCUGUUGUUGAUAGUAAUUAUGCACAACACACAAGCACCAGUGUUUAGUAACUUAUUGUUUACUGCAAUUGUUUAUUUAUACUGCGUUCAACUAAAGCUUGUAACUUGGAAUUUGCAGCAUCAAACCAGGAAAAACCAAAGAAAACACCUAAUUACUUGGAAUUCCUAUUCGGAAGGUGUCAGCCUGCCUUAUAGCGUUAUUUCUACAGAAAUUAGCAUAAUACUUCUUUAAAAAAAUUGUAUACUACUAUAAACUUAUCAAAAGAGACAAUCAAAUCUGUAAGACAGACUAUACUGUUUGCUGUUUUGAGGAACUAAAUGCACAAUCAUAAAUGCAUAAUUAAUUUCUGUUAGCUGGGUAGAUUGUUGCUAACAAAAAACACGUACCCAUGGUUUUUUCCCCACUGUGUAGGUUGAACAAACCAAGUUUAAACAUUACGCAAUUCCGAGGUACGCAUUUCAAAGUUGAAUGCAGCAUAAGUGUAGUCUAGGACUAAGUUUAUGCAGUGACGGUACACUGUGAGCCAAUGCUUUGUAUAUUCUUUUUGUUGUUGUUGUUGUUUAUUUGUUUUGUAACUAUUCAGAAAUGUUGCAGUUUAAUGCAUGGUAAGGAGACACUAACUCAAAUAAUCUGUGAAAUACUGUUUCCUGGAUUAAAAAUUUCAUAUUUUACUUCAGGAUAUAGUAUAAUGAAGUUCCUUGGAGCUUUUUCAGCAUUUUAAAAGAUUUCUUUAUUACAAAAAUAAAACAUACAAAGUGACCGGUUUUACCCCAUUUAUAUUCAGCCACCUGAGAUGUGAUUUACUGUUGCAUUGGACAUUCAAAGCUAAUGGUGAAAGACAAAUUUCCAAUGCAGAUAAUGUUGCUGAUUUAUGGUAAAGACUCUGCUUGGUUAGUUAGUGGUCUAAGACUUGAUGAGAGUGAUGACAUUGAUGGUGGAGCAGAGUUUACAGAUAAAGAGUUAAGAGAACUAGAGAGACUAAAGUGCUGUUGCUAUUGCAUACAUUUUUCCAGGUAAAGAUAAUGAGAGGUCUAAUCAGCAGCUGAAAUACAGGGGGAAAAUACCAACAUUUCAUUGAGUGACGCUUAGACCCAAACAUAAUUUAUAUAAAAAAUAAAUCAUUUGUAUCAUCAAGAUUUAUUUGGUGUUAAUUAUAAAGAUUUAUUUUAAUGUCAUUCAGGGUAGACUGAUCUUUAAUUCAGUAAGAAUUAAACAUCAUCAAAUGCCAUGUAAUAGUUACAAUACUGAGAUUUUGUAGUGUUAAAAAUCUGGGAUUAAUUAUUUUUAAGUGUUUGUUUUUUUGUGAUGGCUAAUGUACUGUAGGACUAUAGAGUGCCAAUGUGGGUACAUUGAGCAGCCAACAUAGUGCACUUCUUUAGGAGACGUUUUCAAAUACGACAGCUUGUUUUUUUGUUUUUUUAAGUUUGUCUGAUGUUAAUUUACAAGCCGCUAAAUCAAGUCCACAAGCCUUAAACACUAUCACAUUUAAGUUGGCUGGACAAAUCAAAUGCUUCAAAUUCAUGAUUUGCAUAUUUGCAAACUGGGCCAUGUGUGAGUGAAAAUCCAUUUGCAUUAAAAGCAGUCUGCACUAUUUAAA
Molecule: messenger RNA, 6206 nt
Organism: Tachysurus fulvidraco (yellow catfish)
Lineage: Eukaryota; Metazoa; Chordata; Actinopteri; Siluriformes; Bagridae
Gene: map1sa
Product: microtubule-associated protein 1Sa
Exons: 7
Coding region: 30-3992 (1320 amino acids)
Biological process (GO): regulation of microtubule depolymerization; microtubule cytoskeleton organization; dendrite development
Cellular component (GO): synapse; microtubule; cytosol
Molecular function (GO): microtubule binding; actin binding
Source: RefSeq, a predicted model, not a curated record